AUGGCGACAUGGUACAGCCUGCCGAUCGAAAUCCAGACCAUGAUUCUAAAGCUGCUCCAAUCUCACAGCGAUAGCAGUACUACGAGCAGUUAUGCAGCCGUCUCGAAAGAAUGGCAGCUUUACUUUGAGAGAUUCAAUUUUCGGCGCUUGAUUCUCCACCAGUCAUGUGUCCCAGAAUUUGGUCGAGUCGUCCGCCGCCACCGGAGGGGCAUGGUCAAGCACGUUUGGCUACGAGUUGAACUUGCUCCAUACGUCUGCCCCGCUUGCGAAUGGCCGGAGAGGCCAUUUGAGAUUUUAGAUAAUAACCAAACUUUUACAGCAGCUAUAUAUCGACUACUCGAAGUCUUCAGCACCUGGAAGAAAAACGGACAGUAUGGUGUCUCUAGUGGCGGAUUGGUCUUGGAGCUCAGCGCUUAUUCGCCAAGCGACUCGGAGCAUUUUUUCAAAUACCCUCUUGGUAAAGACGAUUACCCCCACAAAUACGAUGAAACCUGCAUAGUAGACGAUUCCGUAAAAGCUGGGCCCUCAGACAAUCUCCCAGAAGAUCAUACCUCACAGAAUAAUACCUCUCAUCGGACUUUCGGUACACCUUAUAUCAGAGUCACACCGGGAACUUGCCGCCUCUUUGGAAGUCUUCUUAAACUCGAUUACGGAAAGCUCGAUAUUCCAAAGGCGAAUAGAAGGCUGCCAGGCGUUUCAGUUGUGAAAGCAUUGCUUCACCGCCGACGUUAUCCUCGAAGUUUCCACCCCGAUACAUUGCUCAACAUUUUCAAGAGCUUACAUGGUCUGGAGAACAUAGUACUGGAGCCUUGGAUCCAGAAUUAUCCAUGCCCCGAUAAGAAUGUCCAACGCGGAUUCGAUGUGUUUUUACGCCAUAUUAGUUCUCUUAAGCGCCUUUCUAUCUAUGGCGAUCACCUGGAUGUUGGUACAAAUGGGUUGAGUCCAUACAAGAUUAUGCCAUCUUUGGGAUGGACAUUGACGGAUGAGAGCCACUUGCUCGAGCAUCUGUCAAUUGCCUUUCUAGCAGAUGCAAAAGACUUUUUUCAAGAUUUCUGGCCAGGUUAUGCGCCAAAUUCUGUCGACAAGUCACGCAGUGGAGUGCAAAGAGAUCUUCUAUCUCGUCUAUCAUCUCCCCAACGCCGUGCCUUAGGCAAACCCCGCAGGUCACCAGAUUUCGAACGAAGGCUUGUUAAAGCAUUCAAGCGCAUCAACGGAAGGCAAAGAAUUCCUCCAUCAAUCUAUAAGCCUACAUGGCCGAAUUUAGAGUCAAUAGCACUCACCUCGUCACUGCUCGAUAUGGCCGCGGAUACUAAGUCUAUCAACAAUCUCCUCCGGGCUGCAGCAGGUGCUGCUCUCGAGAUGCCCAAGUUACAGACCAUGGAAAUGUUCAGCCAAAGAGCCAUGAGUGUGUUCGUUUUCCAGUACUGCCGUAGCCUGGACGGAAUGCCCACAAUCACUAUAUCCAAUUCAUGA
Molecule: messenger RNA, 1473 nt
Organism: Trichoderma breve
Lineage: Eukaryota; Fungi; Ascomycota; Sordariomycetes; Hypocreales; Hypocreaceae
Exons: 2
Coding region: 1-1473 (490 amino acids)
Source: RefSeq, a predicted model, not a curated record